This is a messenger RNA of Nelumbo nucifera (sacred lotus), 5024 nucleotides long. RefSeq lists its product as uncharacterized. Gene Ontology annotation, cellular component: cytoplasm. Gene Ontology annotation, molecular function: protein binding. NCBI's taxonomy places the organism in Eukaryota, Viridiplantae, Streptophyta, Magnoliopsida, Proteales, Nelumbonaceae. The record is from RefSeq and is a predicted model, not a curated record.
AAGGCGGGUAAUAAGCAAGACACAGAGCAAGUCAGCAGGGUUGCAGCUUGCAGCAGCACGGACAGCUGAGCUGAGUCGUCUUUAGUCUUCCCAUCGUAGUCCAACUGGAUCUCCCACCUUUCUCUCUUCCCUUCCCUUCCUGCUCCGGCAAUAAUGUCCGUCGCCGUCACUCGCCUGCCUCAGGACACAUGUGGCUACAUGCUCCCAGGCCCACCCAGCCGAAACAACGGUGGAUCUGCAGACUGUAGCACCAGCGGCCUUCUUGCUUACGGCGCCGGCAGCAGCGUCGCCAUCGUCGACUCCCGGACCAUGCAACUUGUCUCUGUUCUCCCUAUGCCCGCUCCUUCUACCUCCCCUAUUGCCCUCGCCCCCUUCGUCACCUCCGUCCGCUGGACCCCGCAACCCCUCCGCCGCGACCUCCUCACCCAGGAACCUUCCAAUUCUCACCUCCUCAUCGCCGUCGGUGACCGACAAGGCCGUAUUGCUAUCUGGGACUUCCGUCUCCGGCAGGUCCUCGUCUGGAUGGAAUUCGAUCCUCCUUCAUCGUUUUCUUCUUCCGAUAAAUCUAAACUCGGAAUUCAGGAUAUCUAUUGGAUUCGUGCCAAAGCUGACUCUUGGAUUCUCGCCUCCAUUAGUGGUCUCUCUCUUCUUUCUCUAUGGAACACGUCUACCGGCCGCUGUAUAUGGAAAUACGACGCCUCCCCUGAAUUCUUCUCCUGCAUUCAGCGCGAUCCUUUUGAUUUUAGGCAUUUCUGUGCGUUGGGUCUGAAGGGAUUUCUUCUAUCUGUUAUGGUCCAUGGAGAUGAGGAGGGCGACAUAGUAAUUAAGGAACUUAAGGUCCCGACUGCUACUGACUUCAGUGAAUUGCACAAGGUUGAAAAAGAUGGGGGUGCUAAUUCGACAACAACUUCUCCUGCGCUUGCAGUGUUUCCUCUAUUUCGCGUGAGGUUCUCGUUUUCACCGCAUUGGAGGCACAUUUUGUUUGUUAGUUUCCCCAAAGAGUUGAUAGUAUUUGAUUUGCAGUACGAGACUUCUUUAUCAUCUGCUGCUCUGCCUCGCAAAUGCGGCAAGUUUCUUGAUGUCUUGCCGGAUCCAGACAAUGAUUGGCUUUACUGUGCUCACUUUGAUGGGAAGCUCAGCACCUGGAGGCGGAAAGAGGGAGAACAGGCAUAUACAAUGUGUGUGGUGGAAGAACUAAUGCCCUCAAUUGGCACAUCGGUUCCUUCUCCCAUUGUUCUUGCCGUCAUUCGCUGUCAAUCAGUGUCAACACUACAAAAUGUUGUUGAUCUCUAUUCUAAUUCACCUCACACUUCACCUUUUUGGGAUUAUGACACCCAUUUAGAUCGUUGUAGCAAGUCUAUUCUCAAUUUUAUGGCACAUUUGUUAUCCAUCACUGAUGAUGGGAAAAUAUGGAACUGGCUUCUGACUGCUGAAGGGGCUAGAGAUGCUCAGAAGCCUAUCAUGAAUCCAGGGCUUAUUGAUGCUGGUGAAGUGAGAGUUGAAGAAAUACAUACUAACAGACUAGAUACUUCCAUCCAUGAACCUGUAUCAGAUGCAAAUAAGGAAUCAGAGUCUGCACAAAGUAGUUCUGGUCACACGUGCAACUCAACUCAUACCGUUGGAGAUUUGUCUUUUAAGAUCGACUUAGUUGGCCAGCUUCAUCUUCUUUCUUCAACAGUCACAACGCUAGCUGUACCUUCCCCUUCUUUAACAGCUACCUUGGCUCGUGGUGGUAACAAUCCUGCUGUAGCUGUACCACUGAUCGCUUUAGGAACUCAAAGUGGGACAAUCGAGGUCAUUGAUGUUUCUGCCAAUGCUGUAGCAGCGAGCUUUUCUGUUCAUAAUAGUACUAUUAGAGGAUUAAGAUGGCUUGGGAAUUCUCGGCUUGUUUCAUUUUCAUUUGUCCAGGUGAAUGAAAAAGCUGGAGGCUAUACUAAUAGACUUGUUGUGACCUGUGUUAGAAGUGGUCUUAAUCGAGCAUUUCGGGUCCUACAAAAGACAGAACGUGCUCCAAUAAGAGCUUUAAAGGCGUCUUCCUCUGGAAGGUAUCUUGUUAUUUUGUUACGUGAUGCUCCUGUGGAGGUGUGGGCUAUGACUAAGAGUCCUAUUAUGCUUAGAUCAUUGGCUCUUCCAUUCACUGUAUUGGAGUGGACACUUCCAACAGUACCACACCCAGUUCAUAAUGGACCAUCUAAGCAAUCAUCUAUUUCCUCCAAAGAGCACUCUGAUGUGGCCUCACCUGCAGCUUCCCCUACACAAGCAUCUUCCUCAGAUUCUAAAGCAACAAACUUAGAGGCAUCCACUGAUGAUGCCGCUGAAAGUUUUUCAUUUGCACUAGUCAAUGGUGCGCUUGGAGUUUUUGAGGUUCAUGGGAGAAGAAUUCGAGAUUUCAGACCAAAGUGGCCAUCAACAUCAUUUGUUUCAUCAGAUGGAUUAGUUACUGCAAUGGCCUAUCGCCUUCCCCAUGUAGUUAUGGGGGACAGGUCAGGGAACAUACGAUGGUGGGAUGUAACAAGUGGCCUUUCUUCAUCAUUUAACACUCACAGGGAAGGAAUCCGAAGAAUCAAAUUCUCACCUGUUGUUGCUGGAGAUCGAAGCAGAGGACGUAUUGCUGUACUAUUUUAUGAUAACACAUUCUCCAUUUUUGAUCUUGAUUCACAAGAUCCAUUAGCUAAUUCCCUUUUACAACCACAAUUUCCUGGAACCCUUGUAUUGGAGCUUGAUUGGUUGUCUUUGCGAACAGAUAAAAACGAACCACUUGUAUUGUGCAUUGCUGGAGCUGAUAGUAGCUUUCGCCUUAUUGAGGUUAAUAUUAGCGAUAAGAGGUCUGGCUUUGGAUCCCAGCCUAGAGCCAUCAAAGAGAGAUUCCGGCCAAUGCCCUUGUGCUCUCCCAUUCUGCUUCCUACACCACAUGCCUUGGCACUGAGAAUGGUCUUGCAAUUGGGCGUAAAGCCAUCUUGGUUCAAUACAUUCAGUAUGACUAAAGAUAAGGACCCUUAUCAAAUUCAUGGAGCUGUUUCAUCCAAAGGUGAUCUUCGUGGUUAUAUGAUUGAUUCACACCUUCCCAACAUUGGUGACUCAGUGGUGCCAGAAAUGCUUCUUAAGGUGCUAGAACCAUAUCGAAAAGACGGCUGCAUUCUUGAUGAUGAGACAGCUAAGAUAUAUGCUUCUGUGGUCAAUAAAGGUUCUGCUGCAAGAUUUGCUUUUGCUGCUGCAGUCUUUGGUGAAUAUUCAGAAGCACUUUUUUGGUUACAUUUGCCUCGUGCUCUUCCCCAUUUUAUGAACAAAUCAGCUAAGAGAUUUCCUCAGAAAGCUUCUGUAUCAACAUCAGCUCCAGAGCUUGGAGAGCCAUCUACUUUAAGUAGAAUAACAUCAAGAGGAAGAUCAGUGUUAGGAAAGGAAAAUAGGGACACGACUAAAUAUCUUCAACUUAAAUCAAUGGCCUUUGAUCAAGAAGAGUUGUGGGAAAGUGCUAAUGAGCGUAUUCCAUGGCAUGAAAAAUUAGAAGGAGAAGAGGCAAUUCAGAACCAUGUACAUGAGCUUGUUUCUGUUGGAAACUUAGAAGCUGCUGUUAGCUUACUUCUUUCCACUCCUCCUGAAAGCUCUUAUUUCUAUGUCAAUGCUCUACGUGCGGUUGCUCUUUCCUCUGCUGUGUCAAGGUCUCUGCAUGAACUUGCUGUUAAGGUUGUUGCAGCCAAUAUGGUGAGGACUGACAAGUCGCUAUCUGGCACACACUUGCUCUGUGCCGUUGGAAGGUACCAGGAGGCUUGUUCUCAGCUACAAGAUGCUGGAUUCUGGACAGAUGCAGCAACUUUAGCUGCUACCCAUUUACAGGGAUCUGAUUAUGCAAGGGUGUUGCAGAGAUGGGCUGAUCAUGUCCUUCAUGCAGAGCAUAACAUCUGGAGGGCUUUGAUACUGUAUGUUGCAGCUGGUGCAUUACAAGAGGCAUUAGCUGUACUUCGUGAUGCACAGCAGCCAGACACAGCUGCUAUGUUCUUACUCGCUUGCCAUGAAAUUAACAGAGAAAUUGCUUCCAAAUCAGAAAAUCCAGAUGAUCUCUUAAGGUCAUCAGUUGAAAACCAAAAGUCGGUUUUGCCUUACCUGGAUCCUGAGCAUGAAGAUGUAAUUGCAGUUGGUGAAUAUUUUGGGCAGUACCAGAGGAAACUGGUUCAUCUUUGCAUGGAUUCACAACCAGCUUUUGACUAGCAGGAUUAGGUUGAGAUUACAUUGGUUCAGCUAAAAGAUUCCACCAGAGUAGAGCUAACAUCUAUAAUUCCAAACACGUCAAUUAGUUCAAAGAUUCCUUCUAACAUCAAGGAUUUCUUGGUUACUGGCUUGUUGGUACCAGCUAAAGGCCUCAUAGUUAAUGGAGAAUGGGAACAGCAUCAACUCAAUUGAUUUUCAUUUUGAUUAUUUAAUGUUCUUUAUGUAUCCAAACUGGAGAAACCAGAAAAUCAGUCCUUGGAUGCACUUGGGGAGAAUAACAUCCCAACCAAAUUAUGUCACUUGCCAGCUACAGAGUCCCAGAUGCAGUAAUAUCAUUGAUCAGUUAUCGAUUCAUGAUUUAGAGGUUGGGAACGAUGUAUUGCAGGUAUUCAUCAAAGGAGAUAAUUGCCCGUGCAGUUUUGUAGUUGUUAAGUCUGAGUUUCCUAGUUAACAUGUUUUCUGGUUUUGCAAGAGGUAUUACUGGUAUAUGUACCCUGAUGACCCUAAGGAUGUUGCUGGAGAAGUUUUGGACAGGGCAAGAUGAUCAAUUUAUGGCUGUUAAUUUUUUUAUUUUAUUUUUAUUUUUAUUUUUUCUGUUUGAAAGUUAAAACGGUUGAUUAUUUAUAUCAAUCGUACUGGUGGUCCGGUUACAUCCAAUGGCUUUGUUGGUGGGUUUUGUAAGUUUUUCUAUUCUGUAAAGAUCACCAAUGUACAAUUCAUUUCAUAUUAUUUGAAUGUUUAUUUGUUCGUUGAAAUAAUGAGUUUUGAUGUAAACUGACGAUAAUAAUGAGAACGUGGGUUUCUAUCUCAUGUUGAAA